AUGAUGAAAUACAGGGGCACCGAGAUUUAUGUGGCUGCAGUGGAAUGGCGCCUGCGGAUCUUGGCCACAUCAGCAGCGUGCUUGGUCAUGUUUUUGCCAUUCUACCUCAACGCCACAGCCUGUCGUGAAGUUCCCACAUGCGUUGCUGAAGUCACCAACGCCUACCCGCAGAGGUACCACGCCUUUGUCUCAAUGGGACUUGUUGUGAUCCUUCUGCGCGAAGGCACCUUGCUCCUGGUUUCAGCCACAGACUGGCUCUUGGAUCCCAAGAAAUCACAGGGCCUUGAAUUCCAAGAUUACUUAUCGCAAGGCUUGCUGUGCGCCAUCUUGGCCUCGCUGAGCUCCGUGGAGGCCUACUUGGCCACGAGCGAGUUGCCCUUGGUGCACUUGGGGACGGUGCCGGUCUACUCCAUCCGCUACCUCGAAUGGCUGGUGGACGUCCCCUUGCUGAUGAUCUUGACGUGCUGUGGAGCUUUGGGCCGUCCGCUGAGCGAAGCCCUUGGACCCAUCCUGGUGACGAAUGGCUACAUCGUUGUCUCGUGGUGCACGCUCUUCAUUGAAGAUUUUGCGGUCCGCUGGGCCGUGAUCUCUCAUACCUUCUUGGCUUAUGCGUGGGCAUCGGAGAGGAUGAUCCAGUGGGUGAAGGAUUUCUGGAAGGAGGCCAAGGAUGUGCCUUGCCGAGGUGGCCGAGCGGCGUCCGUCAUCCUUCUCAUCGUGGUCUUUGGCAUCUAUGGUGUGAUUUACUUGCUUGGCUGCAGUGGAGUCAUCAGCUUUGCGACAGAACACUUGGGAUACACCUUCAUGGGCUUCGGGUGCAAGGUGACGUUGAGCAUCCUUUUCGCCUCGAUCCGGGCCUACCAGACGCAUCAGGUCCUUGCGCGGCUCCUGGGGAAACUCCGGGGUGUCAGCGUGGCCUUUGUGUCCUUGCUGAGGGGCACAUUCGACCAUGUGGUGCCGUGUACUGUGACCAGUGAGGGGCAAUGCUAUCUACCCGAGCGAUCCAGUCGCGAGUUCCAUGAGCUCGAGCGAUUUCUCAAUCAGACCGUGGAGGUCGCCAGCUUUAAUGACCUGCUGCGCCAUGACGAGCAGGGGCGUUUUAAGGACUAUGUGAAGAACCUGCUCCGCCAAAACGAUGUGUCGUUGAGCGAUUCAGUGGAGCUGACUGGCGUUGCCACUUUGCAGGCUUUGAGUGCCAACAGAAUUCCAAUUGCUGAUGCAAUCACCGUUUGGGGGAGCCAUCACAAUCAGGCUGCGAAGCCGCCCCCAAUUGAAUGGCUGAAGCAAGAGGCGGGUAUGGGAUGCUGUCCUCAAUGGGAAAUUAAGGACCCGCUGUUGCACGAUUUGAUGGAUCUCAUGACGGAGCAUUGGGGGCACACUUUGAACCAGACUAAGCCAGUGGCUGCUCCGCCUGUGGUUGAUGGUGAGCCAUCAGUGGCUUCUGAUGGUAGUGGUGAGCCACCAGUGGCUCCUGAUGGUGGUGGUGAGCCAGCAGUGGUUCAUGAUGAAGCUGCUGCCAGGGCAAGUUUGGAAGCAGAGCGACAAGCCAUCUUGAAACUUGAUAGCUUGGGCACUGGUGAGAAGCUUGCUGGUGAUGAGGCUGAGAUGCCUCCUGAGGAUGUCAUUCCCAACCCUGACUUGUUGGGCGCCGAUGGCUACGGUGAUGAGGAGGUUGAGCUGCCUCGUGAUAGUGCCAUUGAACCUGAACAACAAGUCCAAUGUCCUGGGGGUGGAAAGGGUUCCUCGCCUAAGAAGGGUGGACCUACCGAGAUUUUCAAUCCCAUGGACUUCAAGGACAUGCGAAAAGCUCCCAAAGGUGAUGUGGAGGAGGGAAGUAGGUCAAAGAAAAGGCAGCCUAAGGCAGCAAAGAACCAGAAGGACAAAGACUCUGAGCCCCGGAAGCGGGCCUCGAAGGCCACUGAUGUUCUGAAGGACCUUUUCUGGAAGUAUUGCAAAGUCACCAACAAGGACAAGAUCAAAGCAGCUUCUGAUGGUUCUUUGGGAGACGCAGUGCAUAGUUUGGCCGAUGGCUACUUCACCACCCUCCAGCCCAGCAGCUGA
Durusdinium trenchii is the source of this 2058-nucleotide messenger RNA. The record is from the annotation of a GenBank genome assembly. Lineage: Eukaryota; Dinophyceae; Suessiales; Symbiodiniaceae.